Messenger RNA from Dicrocoelium dendriticum, 982 nucleotides. Lineage: Eukaryota; Metazoa; Platyhelminthes; Trematoda; Plagiorchiida; Dicrocoeliidae. The record is from the annotation of a GenBank genome assembly.
AUGUUUAAUCGUGUUGAGUUAUUGCACAACCACUCUAGGCGAAAGCUUUUUCAUCAGCUCAAACUACCACCACGACAAGCUGUUUGCCAAGAUCAUGUAUCGUCGUACAGACACCGGGAGGAUGAGUACAAGGACCGAAGUAAAGAAGAACUUCCGGAUCUCCAAUCAUCCAUUGCUCAACAAGUUUGUACUCCCUAUGCUCACUUUGUUGUACCUUGGCUGUUCGCAGUCACGGAAUCCCACAAGACGCCGGUGUGCAUCUCCGUCUCUCAAUUAGUGUUAAAGGCGCUGGCCGCGAACAAUGUGGACCUGUUAACUAUGAAACUCCGGGAGCGUGGCUGUCAAUGGUAUGCAACAAGGGCAAUUGAAGGCCAGAUUAUUCUCCAUUUUUCAAGAAAUACAACCGAUACAUGGAAGGUACUCACCCGUAAUGAAUUGCAUUCGAUGUUAUGGAAACAAUCCGGACACCCGAACACUAGUUUAAUGAUAAAAGUUGGAGUACUGCGCCCGGAAGGACAUCGGAUCUCGAGGCACGGAGCAGAAUGUGAUGUGAAUGUCAGCAACGUGAAUAUAAACGCAAAGGACUUCGUUGGCGCUGACAUUGACGAUGGUCCUCAAAAAAAUCUCUGCAUCAAAUGGAACGCCUUUAUCUUAGCCAACGUGGUCAAGGAUGCGAGUAUUGGGUUGCGGGGUCAGAUACUGAAGGUGCUACGAGAAGCUGGAUACCGCCUCAACCGAAUCCGCAUCAUAAACUACGGUUGCAUGCACGAUGGAAGUAAAAUUUACGGAGACAUGUGUAUCAGUUUCUCUAUGAAUAGACUGGACGAUCCAGAACAAUUUGAAAUGACCGUCAUAUUACCGUUACUUCGGAUGAUAACGAACGUCCAUGGUGUGUAUUUCUUCUUCCCAGAUGCGGAUCCAGAAUGGUCGUUGGAUUGGGUCCGAAAUCCCUUCUAACCUUGUCGAAUCAACUGAAGUUGAA